AAGAAUGGAAUACACGCGCUGCUACGUAAAACCGGCCACUUUCUUGAAGACUCCCUCUUUCUCUCAGAUUCGUUACCGCCAACUUCAUGCCAUUUAAAUCGAUUUCAACUCCUGGCUCACACAAAAUCUAUUACUGAAACUAUUUUUGGCUUAUCUCACACAAAAUCGAUUGCUGAAACUAUGAAUUAAACUGAACGCCGCUGAAAGCUAAACAAAGCUUUUACUUCUGCUUCUGCUUUUAAGUCUUCUUAUUAACGCAAGAUGACUCGUCCCAAAACCAAAUCGAAGAAACACGGCAGCAUCGACUUUAAGAAAAUUAAGCAUAAGAUUGGGAGGAAACUACCGCCACCUAAGAAUACAACAAAUACGGAAGUUAAAUCUAAAGCAAUUGUUCUGCCGGAGCAGAGCGUAGCAGCAGAGAAGGCAGGUUUAGCCGUAAACAAGAAAGGUUUGACUUUAAAAGAGCUUCUUCAACAAACAUCUCAUCACAAUGUAAAAGUUCGAAGAGAUGCAUUGAUUGGCAUUAAGGAUUUCUUCAGCAAAAAUCCAGAAGAACUGAAAAAGUCACAGAAGUAUGCUGCUAUAGAAAAACUUCGCGAGCGCGUUGGUGAUGAUGAUAAAUUGGUUCGGAAAUUAUUAUAUGAUCUUUUUGAAGUGGUGAUUUUGCCUAGCUGUAAAGAGGAUAAUCAAGAGCUGAUCACUUCUUUAAUGAUGGCUUACAUAUUUAAUGCAAUGACGCAUUUGGCAGUUGGCAUCCGGAUCAUGGCAUUUGAUUUUUUAGACCUUGUUCUUGAGUUUUAUCCUUCUUCAUUUUCUUCUUAUGCUGAAAAGAUUUUUCAGAAUUAUGUGGAAAUUCUUAGGGAGAACCAGUACUAUUUACAGGACAAAGAAAAACUAAAGGAUACCAUUGUUGGAUUGGUUCAUUGUUUGUCACUCUUGCCUUGGAAUAAACUAGAAGCUGAUUUGCAAAAUAAGGAUGAUAUUGGACAAAGGUUAUUGCAUGCUUUUGAAGAUGAUACCUCUAUGAGCUCCAAUGGUUUUUCACAUAUCAUAAUGAAAUUGAAGGAUCUAGUGCCAAUAUUAAUAAGUAGUUUCCAGGAGUUUAUUCCAUCGAUAAAUGCUACGGCAAAUCUUGAAGGGAAGUCUUUUGGUUGUAUGGCAUCCAUUCUUAAUAGCAUAGAUCUUAUAGUCAGAUCCUUUGUUUAUGGGACUGAUAAGAAGUUGGAAUGCUCAAGCUCUCAAGGUGGAGCCAGUGUAGCUGAAUGGGAUGCUUCUUUCUCUUCUGCAUUCUUGAAGAAAUUAUUUCCUCUUUUUCCCAUUGAUCCAGGGCAUGGUCUUUCAGAAAAGGAUUAUGAUAGGUUACUUGACUUGAACAUUGUCAUAGCAAAAAUAUUUUUCGAAUUAAAUGAAUGGAUCUGUCUUCCUCAAUUUGUUUUGGAGAAAUUUCUAGAAUUUCUUGAAAGUGUACUGCUUGGGAAGUUCCGCACGGCUGCACAGUCCGGUAAAGCUGUCUGGGAAAAGCAUCUAGUUCAGCUCCUUCCUUUUAUUCCGAAAUUUCUUUCACGUGGAGCAAGCUAUUGGAUGUCUCGUCUUCUUUGGGCAUUUACCCACACAUUCAGGGAAAGCAAGCCAGGUUCCUUAUUGAAAUCGGCCUGUCUUUCUGCAAUGGAAGAUAUGCUAACUCCUAUCCAAAGCAUGCUUUCCAUGGGGACAGAUAAUCCAGGAAAUGUAGAACUUCAAGAAGUUUUAUGUGCAUGGAUCGGAGAGCUCCCUCAGCUGCUUAUCCAGCUUGGAGAUAAACACCCAGCCUGCUCCUUGGUUUUAGUAAAGCUUCAACUUUGUAUUGGACAACGUGCUUUGUGUAAUUCAGCACUUGUUUGCAUGUAUGACAGCGUGCAAUACUCGUUGCAAGAUUUUUAUUCUACGUGUCAAGGAGAACAAAUAUGCUAUGGUCCUUUUCUCAGACUUCCUAGAGAGUCUCAAGAGUUCUCUUUAUGUUGCCUUUACUAUUUCUCUCAUUUGGAUUUACCUUUAUUAAAGUCAAUAGCUGGUUGUUGCCUAAGUCCUGAUCUAGAUCCCGAUGUGUUAUUUCGGAUCAUAGAGAUUCUCCAUUCAGCCUAUAAAGAUGGACAUAUAAAAAUUGCAGAUUACUUGAGUGUUUUCAUCACCUUGGUCUUGCGUUUCAAUGUUUCUCCUGAGGUUGGCUCUGCUGGUUUGAAGGGUGACGCACUCUGCAAAAUUUUGAAGUCAAUGACAACUGUUAUUUGCUCAUAUAUGGAACAGAUGGGUGACAAUUCUCUUGUUUUACAAAUUAUAGAGAAAAUGAUAAUUGAUCAGAUCAUGUCAAAGCCUUCUUUGGAUAAUAGUUGUUCUCUCCUAAGAGUGCUUGUUACUGUGGAUUCCAAGCCCACAAGACUUUCUGAACAAAGCAUUAUCACUCUAGGCCCUUGUCUUUCUGAAUAUCUAAUGGAUGCUGUACAGUGCAUUCCAGAAGGUGGUGAGAAGCAACACAUUGCUUCCAAUCAAUUAAGUGCCAUUUAUUAUCUUCUACCUUGUUUUUUCUUGUUUGACCGGUGCCAUAAACUUAUGGGUUAUGUAUUGAAGACAAUGGGAUCAGCUAUAACUGAAAGUAGUUUGUCGCUGAAAACUGAUAAUGGCACUCAACAUAUGGGGAACUGCUUGACUAGGGUAAACGCUGUUGCUUCUGUACUUGUGUUGAUGCACAAGGAUGCAAAAUUGCAACAUAUUAUGUCUGAAUUCAAGGAAGAUAUUGAUAACAUCGUUCAAAAAGUUCUUUCAUUACAGUCUUCAAAGCAGAUUAGUUUGACAAUUGAAGAAAAGCAUAAUUUAAAAUGUGCAUUAGAGAGACUGAAUGUGUUACCAAGAUAACACUGGCCAAGAAGGGUGAUUUUCAGUGAGAAACGGGAACAUACAUUUUGGGCACAAAAGUGACUCCUAUUGUCAAAUUCACAGGCAGACUUGGAUCAAGCUUCGCGGCAGACUAAUGGUAUCAGGUUCUGAACAGUUUUAUAUUGGGGGAACUUGGGCUUCUUUCCCAAGUUGAUUCUGCAAGCAAUUUUGAGGUCUGCUAGCAGGCGGUUUUUUUACCACUGAGAAACAUAAAUUUUGCUCCAAUUGUCGAUAACAAUGUAUAGUUCCACCAGUUAGACUCUGGUGACGAGCAUCUGCGACCAAGGCAUAGAAAGUACUGUAAUUCAGGACUCUUGUGGUCUUCCACGCAACAAAUCGAAGCGAUUAAUGCCAUUCUUGCCUUGUGUUAUAUUUAUUGCCGGUAGUUAAAUGAUAGGGAUAGUUUAUUUUGCUUGGCUCGUGAUAGAUUUCCUUGGAAGGCAUGAUUAUUGCUUCAAGGUUUGAUUAAUGAUUUCUUACACUAAUUGUGUCAAUGUGCACUUUUAACUCAACUUGUGACCAAUUUGGAACGUUUAUCGUUUCCCUUUGAAACUCUGUUGGCAAGGUUCAUUUUUUUAUAUCAAUGAGAUGGAAAGGUUUCUUUGAUUCAA
This is a messenger RNA of Cicer arietinum (chickpea), 3521 nucleotides long. RefSeq lists its product as uncharacterized. The record is from RefSeq and is a predicted model, not a curated record. NCBI's taxonomy places the organism in Eukaryota, Viridiplantae, Streptophyta, Magnoliopsida, Fabales, Fabaceae. Gene Ontology annotation, cellular component: nucleus.